AGUAUACUACGUGUCAACCACUUAGCUCCAGUGCUACCUGUCACUCAUUUGAAGCCACUUAGCAAAGUCCACUCAGCGACAUGUAUAUAGUUACUAUAUAUGUAAGCUACCUACUAUAUGACCAUGUCUAAAAAUAUCUGGAAACUUACAAUUUUUGGUAAACAAAAAAAAAAAAGAAAAAAAAAAUAGAAUUUAUAAUUAUUAGCUUAAAAUGACAACAAUGGUUAGACGGACAGUCGAUCCUUUGGUUGUAGGAAGAGUAAUUGGUGAUGUUCUUGAUAUGUUUGUUCCGAUGGUGGAUUUUCGAGUUCAAUAUGGUACCAAACACAUUUUCAAUGGUUGCGAAAUCAAACCUUCACUUGCCUUUGAAAGGCCUCUUGCUCAAAUUUCGGGUCACCCUUCAACAGAUAAUUUUUAUACCAUAAUCAUGAUUGAUCCGGAUGCUCCAAGUCCUAGUGAGCCCAAAAUGAAAGAAUGGCUUCAUUGGAUUAUGGUUGAUAUUCCUCAAGGAAUGGAUGCUUCCAAAGGAAAAGAGUGGGUAGAGUACAUGGGACCAAAACCGCCCACCGGUAUACACCGGUACAUAUUUGUGUUGUUUAGACAGAAAGGACCAAUCGCGAAGCAGUGGCAACUGCCACAAGCCCGUAGCAACUUCAGCACUCGGAAUUUUGCUGCACAAAACGGACUUGGUUUACCGGUUGCUGCCGUUUACUUCAACUCUCAGAAAGAGGCUGCAAAUAAAAAACGUUGAUUUGAAGUUGGUUAUGUUGUACGUGUUGAUGGGGUUACUACCUAAAUGAGAUAGGUUAUUGUUUCUCAUUUACUUGUUUUUUCUAUGCGAUCCUGUGUGUGCACUAGUGUGUUCAAAGUUUAUUGCAUUAUGCUAGUAAUAGACCAAUAAUGUGGUUUGUUAUGAUGUGUGAAUAUGCAUUAUAUUGUACCACAGGAAGUUUUAUAGUUUAUAAAUUAUAAUUACUUCGUCGUAUAACAUAA
Molecule: messenger RNA, 993 nt
Organism: Chenopodium quinoa (quinoa)
Lineage: Eukaryota; Viridiplantae; Streptophyta; Magnoliopsida; Caryophyllales; Amaranthaceae
Product: protein MOTHER of FT and TFL1-like
Exons: 4
Coding region: 212-751 (179 amino acids)
Source: RefSeq, a predicted model, not a curated record